This is a messenger RNA of Mesocestoides corti, 780 nucleotides long. The record is from the annotation of a GenBank genome assembly. Lineage: Eukaryota; Metazoa; Platyhelminthes; Cestoda; Cyclophyllidea; Mesocestoididae.
AUGUUAUGGCACAAGUCAACACAGAAUGCUGUCACCUAUCACCGUUUGUGUGUCUCAUGUGGUCAUCACGCAGUAGAUUAUCGCAUUCCCGAUUUCGAUGGGACCAAUUCUUCGUGUCGGUGGGCUCGUGGUGGUCGCGUGUACCGGUGGCCACCAGUGCGCGUUCCGGAGGAUCUCACGUGUGCGGAUUCCUCGUACGACCUGACGUUGUGUGUGCGAGUGAAGUCCUCGGAUGAGCCCAUGGAGACGAGGUUGCACCAGCGAUUGAAGUUGCUAGAUAAGGACUACGAGCACGGUGACGAGGAAUCAGCUCUACUUCGUUGGUUCGAGUUGGAGGGUCACAAGUUGAAUGGUGGCGAUGGUGGAUACGACGUGUAUCCGUUGGCCAUCAAUCUCACUGGCACCGUGCCUGCCAUCACCCGCGGGAAACCGGUACCGAUGAGCUACCUGCAAGGGUUUGAUGUCGAUUUGACAUCUUAUUCCUUCGGCAUACAACUGGCCCCAAUCACCAAUCCUAACAUCAAACUCAUUCGCACCAGUCGCACUGCCUGUGCACCUCACGACCAAGCCUCGAAGGACGUCUACGACCUUGUGGUUAUCUACAAAUCUGCGCCAUACCACUUCGACGAGAGAAGUCGCAUUCGUGAGGCAACUCGCAAUCUGCCAGGUCGUAUUCGUGUUGUGUUCUCUCUGGGUCAACCUAGCGCCGAUUUGGGAGGCAAUUUGUUCCACAUGAACGGCGGCUUCGACAUUCGUUUGCCAGAGAAGGCGGGUGCCUAG